GAUCCUUCCUUAAAUAAGGAGACCAAUGCUGUCCAGUGGGUUCCAUUCCGUGAAGUACAUUAGUGAACCAGUUGGGUUUUUAUGACAAUCCAGCAAUUUUCAUGGUCACUUCUUCCUGGUGUCAGCCCCACAAAUUACAAGAUUCAUUCAGCUCAAUUUCACAACCUGCCUUUGUGUUGUUGUGGCUUCUCUCUCUCAUGUUCCCCUUUUUCUGUUUUCAAUUCAUUUUCCAGGUAUUAGAAGAGGAGGAAUUGCAGAUAAUAUCAUAUCAAGCAUCACAUCAAGAUGUGACAGAGUCACUCGAUACAUCAGGAUCUGAACAUCAUCAGACUUUGAACAUGGAAGAAAGAAGCACCGUUCACAGUGGGGAGAAACCGUAUAUGUGUCCCGUGUGUGGACAAGGCUUCAGCCGAUCAUCUGGCUUGACAAGACACAAGCGCAUUCACACCGGGGAGAAACCGUAUAAAUGUGGGGACUGCGGGAAGGGAUUCAAUUAUCCAGUUGAGCUGGAAAGUCAUCGACGCACUCACACUGGAGAGAGACCUUUCACCUGCCCCAUGUGUGGGAAGGGAUUCACCCAGUCAGCUGGCCUGUUGAUUCACGAGCGCAUUCACACCAGGGAAAGGCAGUUCACCUGCUCCGAAUGUGGAAAGGGAUUUACUCAGUCAUCAGCCCUGCUAACACACUGGCACAUUCACACAGGGGAGAGGCCGUUCACCUGCCCCGUGUGUGGGAAGGGAAGCACUGAUUUCUCUGCCCUGCAGAGACACCAGCGAGUUCACACUGACGAGAGAGUUUAAAUGCUCUGAAUGUGAGAAGAGCUUUAAAAGUCC
Carcharodon carcharias (great white shark) is the source of this 833-nucleotide messenger RNA. Its product is annotated as zinc finger protein 239-like. Lineage: Eukaryota; Metazoa; Chordata; Chondrichthyes; Lamniformes; Lamnidae. The transcript has a single exon. The coding region runs from base 102 to 800 and encodes 232 amino acids. Gene Ontology annotation, biological process: regulation of transcription by RNA polymerase II; central nervous system development. Gene Ontology annotation, molecular function: RNA polymerase II cis-regulatory region sequence-specific DNA binding; DNA-binding transcription factor activity, RNA polymerase II-specific. Gene Ontology annotation, cellular component: nucleus. The record is from RefSeq and is a predicted model, not a curated record.